AUGGAGCACCUCGGGGCUCACCACCUGCACCAAGGGCAAGCCGAGCCCAUCAGCUUCGGCAUCGACCAGAUCCUCAACACCUCGGAGCCGGGCAGCUGCAUGGUGUCGCACCCGCGGCUGCAGGACUCGGCGGACUACGGGCUGGGCUGCAUCGUGGGCAGCGCCUAUAACACGGUCACGGGUGGCUACGGGGCGAGCGGCGGCGCGGCCGGCGCCUACACCGGCACCUCCUGCAGCAUGGGCGGCCUGCCCGGCUCCUACAACGUGAACAUGGCGGUGAGCAUGAACGGCAACACCUUGAGCUCGGCCGGCGGGGUGAUCCGCGUCCCGGCCCAUCGCCCCGUGGCCGGCGGCGUCCACCAGCCCCUCUCCGCCGCCGUGCCGGCAGUGAACGGCAUGAACAGCCUCACGGGGCUCACCUUCCCCUGGAUGGAGAGCAACAGGCGGUACACAAAAGACAGGUUCACAGGUCACCCCUACCAGAACCGCACGCCCCCCAAGAAGAAGAAGCCGCGCACCUCCUUCACCCGCCUGCAGAUUUGCGAGCUGGAGAAGCGCUUCCACCGGCAGAAAUACCUGGCCUCGGCCGAGCGCGCUGCCCUGGCCAAGGCCCUCAAGAUGACCGACGCCCAGGUGAAGACCUGGUUCCAGAACCGGCGCACCAAGUGGAGGAGGCAGACGGCCGAGGAGCGGGAGGCCGAGCGGCAGCAAGCAAACCGCAUCCUCAUGCAGUUGCAGCAGGAGGCCUUCCAAAAAACCAUCAACCAGCCCAUCCAAGCCGACCCCAUCUGUGUCCACAACUCCUCUCUCUUCGCCCUCCAGAACCUCCAGCCUUGGUCUGAUGACUCCACCAAGAUCACCAGUGUCACCACUGUCGCCUCUGCUUGUGAAUAA
Oenanthe melanoleuca is the source of this 894-nucleotide messenger RNA. It is a transcript of the gene TLX1, whose product is annotated as T cell leukemia homeobox 1. Gene Ontology annotation, molecular function: RNA polymerase II cis-regulatory region sequence-specific DNA binding; DNA-binding transcription factor activity, RNA polymerase II-specific. The transcript has 3 exons. Gene Ontology annotation, biological process: regulation of transcription by RNA polymerase II; animal organ development. The coding region runs from base 1 to 894 and encodes 297 amino acids. The record is from RefSeq and is a predicted model, not a curated record. Lineage: Eukaryota; Metazoa; Chordata; Aves; Passeriformes; Muscicapidae. Gene Ontology annotation, cellular component: nucleus.